Molecule: messenger RNA, 695 nt
Organism: Teleopsis dalmanni
Lineage: Eukaryota; Metazoa; Arthropoda; Insecta; Diptera; Diopsidae
Product: protein espinas-like
Exons: 3
Molecular function (GO): zinc ion binding
Source: RefSeq, a predicted model, not a curated record
UCUCAAACACUAAAGUAAGAACCCAUCAGGAACUUUUAGACGAAGUCAUAAUGCAACAACCAAUCAAUUAUUACACGCAAACUGAGAGUGAACUUUUACAAUUGGAAGCGUCUGGAAUACACUUGCCAGCUUAUCAAUUGCAAGCCGAAUCCUUACAGCAACUACACGCACAAAGUCUACAACACAGCACAAGCAACGAUCAUUCAACUCCAACUUCAUCAAUCGCCACACCCACACCGAUAGUAACAAGUAACUUAGAACCGCAUUCGAACAGCAGUAAUGGUGGCGGUAGCAAUAGCACCACACCUGCACAUUUUGUACCACCGCCACAACGUCGUUGUCAGCCGCCACCGAAUUUGCCGCUGAGUUCAAUUUCAUCACCACUGCGUACUGCCAGUUACAAAACGGCAGCAUAUCUUCACAGUCAUCAUCAGCAACUGGAUUUCCAACGUAACUCGCAGUCAGAUGAUGAUAGUGGUUGCGCACUUGAAGAAUACACUUGGGUACCACCAGGACUAAGGCCAGAUCAGGUUCGUUUGUAUUUCUCUCAACUGCCAGAUGAUAAGGUGCCCUAUGUCAACAGUGCUGGUGAAAACUACCGCGUUAAACAAUUGCUGCACCAACUACCGCCGCAAGAUAACGAAGUACGCUACUGUCAUUCUUUGAGUGAUGAAGAACGCAAGGAGUUGCGUAUA